Molecule: messenger RNA, 2136 nt
Organism: Globicephala melas (long-finned pilot whale)
Lineage: Eukaryota; Metazoa; Chordata; Mammalia; Artiodactyla; Delphinidae
Gene: ZCWPW1
Product: zinc finger CW-type and PWWP domain containing 1
Cellular component (GO): nucleus
Molecular function (GO): zinc ion binding
Source: RefSeq, a predicted model, not a curated record
GGGGGUGGAGGUGGAGCUUGUGCGCGGCCUCGCGCCUUUCCCUGGUGGCGGGAAAACUGGCUCGAGGUUUGAGGGGCUUGGAGAGUCUCUGCAUUACCCCACUCUGCUCCUCGCCCUUAGGUUCUCAUCUCUCCAGAAGUAGAUUUCAACAUUCGUUAUUGUGGAAGAAAAUACUUCGCCUGAAACAGAGGAGCAGAGACUUGACUUGUCAGACGGUGACUUCCAGAUUUUCCCUUCUCUAUUGAUCAGAGGCAUAAAGAAAAGUGUAGCUUCUGAGCUGAAUGAUGACAACCUUGCAGAGUAAAGAAUGCGGGAAGGGACCAAAGAAAACCUUUGCCCCACCUGCACAAAAACUGCAUAGCCUGAUGCCCUAUAACCUUAACUCAUCGAAGGAGGAGAUCCUGGGAAUCAGUUCCCCAGAGGCAGAGACCAGGCCAAGCCUGCUAAAGGCCAGGUUAGAGAAGAAGAAGAAGAAAACAACCAAAGAGAAUGGUACAAGCAGUGGCCAGGAGAUAAAAGGAAAGGCUCAAGACAGCAAGAAAGCAGAGAAGAAAGAAAAGGGAAAAUCAACUCUUACAAAUGCAGAAUUUGAGGAGAUUGUCCAGAUUGUGCUACAGAAGUCCCUCCAGGAGUGCUUGGAAAAUGAGAAAAUGGAGAAAGCUCAAAGUGGACAUGAGCACAGGCAGAAAGAUCAACUGAAGAAAACAGUUCAGGAUCAUUCUCAGAUCAGGGACCAACAAAAAGGAGAGGGAAGUGGUUUUGGUCAAUGUCUAGUCUGGGUCCAGUGUUCCUCUCCAAACUGUGAGAAAUGGAGGCGGCUACGUGGGAACAUUGACCCCUCAGUCCUCCCAGAUAAUUGGUCCUGUGACCAGAAUACAGAUUUUCACCUUAUGAGGCUCUUUCCGUCCCUUCAUUCCUCCUCUCCUUUGGCAGAUUUGGAGUAUAAUCACUGUGAUAUCCCUGAGGAGACCUGGACAGGGCAUGAGAAUGAAGUGGCCUAUGCCUCCUACAUCCCAGGAUCCAUCAUCUGGGCCAAGCAAUACGGUUACCCCUGGUGGCCAGGCAUGGUAGAAUCUGAUCCUGACCUGGGGGAAUAUUUUCUUUUUGCAUCUCAUCUUGAUUCCCUGCCGUCCAAGUACCAUGUGACAUUUUUUGGAGAAACAGUCUCUCGUGCUUGGAUCCCAGUCAACAUGCUAAAGAACUUCCAGGAGCUAUCCCUGGAGUUAGCUGCAGUGAAAAAGUGCAAGAAUAAGGACUUCAGCCAGAAACUGGGGGCAGCCCUGAUGAUGGCUCAAGAGGCAGAGCAGAUCAGUAUUCAGGAGCGGGUUAACCUGUUUGGUUUCUGGAGCCGAUACAGUGGAUCUGACUACAGUGGGGAAGGAAAAGAUGUAAUGCUCUCUGGGGCUAACAGCUUAGAUUCCUGCUUGGAGAAAGAAGAGGAAGAGUCAGAGGUGGAGGAAGAGGAGGAAGAGCAACAAAAAAAAGAUCCAACUUUGCCUGGUCCCAAGCCAGCCAAAAUUCAGACAAAAAAACCCAAGGCAAGAGGUGGAGCACAUGGACGAGAUGGAACCCCGCAAAGGAAGACAAUGAAGAGAUCUCUGGGAAAUGAAUCUGCAGCUCCAUCUUUACCCAUCAUGGGAAGGAAAAAAGGGCAUGGGAAUUCAGAACCUGAGCAGCCAGGCCCUAAGAAAAAAUUUAAAGCUCCCCAAAGCAAGGCCCCAGUAAGCAGCUCAUCUGAGGAAAAAGAAGCUAGAAUAGUGCCAGAGGUCCUGACCCCACCAGCUCCUCCCGGGGCCUGUCCCGUGGUGGGGAAAAAAGGGCCUGCACCCCAGGAGCCAUGGCCUCAGGAAGCUGGAAGUGUCCUCUCUGAUGAUGGAGCCUCCAGUGACCUGGACCUGGACCAACUCAUGGAGGAUGUUGGAGAAGAGCUGGAGCAGAGGGAGGAGCCACAGCACAGAGACGACGCAGGGGAGCUCGCCGUGACCUUCUGUGAGGAAUAGCCGUGGGCUCGCACCUCCUGCCUGCUCUCUCAUCCCUUCUGUGGGAGCAGGAGGCAGAGCCUCUCAGAGGAUCCCCGAGAAGCUGAUAAAUGUUGGGGUUGUUCAUUGGCUGUGAGGUUGGUUGGCUAAGGUCAGA